Molecule: messenger RNA, 1657 nt
Organism: Juglans microcarpa x Juglans regia
Lineage: Eukaryota; Viridiplantae; Streptophyta; Magnoliopsida; Fagales; Juglandaceae
Exons: 9
Coding region: 488-1306 (272 amino acids)
Biological process (GO): protein ubiquitination
Cellular component (GO): membrane
Molecular function (GO): ubiquitin-protein transferase activity; zinc ion binding
Source: RefSeq, a predicted model, not a curated record
GUGGCAGUGGCGAACUUGGAAUCUCUCUUUCUCUCUCUGUCUCCCCCCUUGCAAGACAUCAUAAAUAUAGUAAACCAACGUUUGUAUUCUGCAAUCUGCAUACACGGCGCCAGAGAUAAAAUUUUUAUAGUUAUCCGUUAAUGUAAAUAUCGGCUUAUAAAUUGGGUUCCGGCGAGGAUGACACUCAAUCUCUUGCUUCAUUCCAAAACAGAGAUUUCCUACAAACAUCAUAGAUAAACGGAGAGAGAGAGAGAGAGACCUUUGUCUUUGCUUCAAGAAAAUACGAUUCCCAUCCUGUUCUUGGUCUGAUAACGUUCUCCUGUUAUAUGAGUCUGGGUCUCUCUCAAAUUCCCUUUCUUUUUCUUCAUGUUCCCCUUUCUGGGAGUUUUAGAAAAAAUAAGAGCCUGUGCAAGGAGUUUUAAGGCUUGGAUAUAAGCUUAUUUCCUCUGAGUUUUUUUAAGUCUUCUGUGUUGUUGAGAAUUCGAGGAUGGGGGAUCAUUUUGUGUUGCUGGUUGAUCGUUUGCUCACCGAGUCCACGUUAGAGGCUGCAAUUGAGAGCAGAAACUGGUCCAUGAAAGCCACAUCCUCUGUAAUUGACGAGAAGAAAAUCGGUAAUGCUCCCAAGGUGGGUGGUGCAAAUAUAUCAUCUCCCGGGAAAUUGGUGGAGUGCAGGAUAUGCCAGGAUGAGGAUGAGGAUUCAAAUAUGGAGACGCCCUGCUCUUGUUGUGGCAGCUUGAAGUAUGCCCACCGCAGAUGCAUACAGAGGUGGUGUAAUGAGAAGGGUGACACUAUCUGUGAGAUAUGCCAACAGCAAUUUAAGCCUGGUUAUACUGCUCCUCCCCCACUGUUUCAAUUGGGGAGUGUUCCAAUGAACUUCAGAGGAAAUUGGGAGAUAUCUAGGAGAGACUUGCAUCGUCCCCGCAUUAUAGCAAUGGUUUCAACUGACCGUAAUUUGCUCACUCCUGACUUCGACGAGUAUUCAGCUUCUACCACAAGAAGUUUGAUAUGUUUCCGUUCAGUUGCUUUCAUUUUCAUGGUUCUACUGAUUCUACGCCAUAUUCUUCCCCUCAUUCUAAUAAGUGGAAACAAUGAGUACUUUCUCCCACUAUCUGUGUUGCUACUUCUACGAACUGCUGGGAUUGUUCUUCCGAUCUACAUUAUAAUGAGAGCAGUAACUUCUCUUCAGCGCCGCCGACAUCAUCAUCAGGAGGAGCCUUCAAUUUCAUCACUUACUUCAUCGGAUGAAGAAGCUGAGCAUUCGACAUUGCAGCCUCAUCAGCCUCAUAUCAUUCAUGUUCACGUGUAGCUGGUGAAUCGAAGAAGCUUCACAACAAGAAAAUGUGUGCAAGAUGGAUAAGAAAAAAGGAUAUUAUGAUACAGUGCUUUAAUCAGUGUGGUGUGCUGUAAAUCCAAAAAGGAAAGAAAAAAAUGGAGGAUCAAAUUUCGAUUAUGAUGUAGCUUAUAAGAUGUACUCUCUUCUCUUGCUCUUGCUGCACAUCGUCUGAAUACUUUGUACAGCCAGAAAAAAAGUAUCCCAAAAGCCAAUAUACAGACUUUAUACCAAGAAAAUAGAAGCAAGUUAGUAAAGGUGAAGAAUGUUCUUGUAUAUGUCAUUCUGUAUUGGGGAUUAUGACUCAAAUACCAAGUUUAGUAGAUA